Molecule: messenger RNA, 1374 nt
Organism: Erythranthe guttata (spotted monkey flower)
Lineage: Eukaryota; Viridiplantae; Streptophyta; Magnoliopsida; Lamiales; Phrymaceae
Product: COP9 signalosome complex subunit 7
Cellular component (GO): COP9 signalosome
Source: RefSeq, a predicted model, not a curated record
GAAAAUCCCUCUUUAAUUUUUCAAACCCUAGAGCUUGAUCACUAGAACCAGAAGCCGAGAUUUUCAAUCUCCAUUGUUGCUGUUGCUGAGAAGAUAUACAUACGUACAUGCGAACAAGAAACUCACGCGCUUAAUUCUGUGUAAUUUGAUUAGUUUAUUUUGGUGAAGAUCAAUUAUAAUGGAUAUUGAGGAAAAGCAAUCGGAGCACAUUGACUUUUUUGUGAAGCAAGCUUCGAUUCUCAGUGGUCCGGCGCUCUCAAACGUCGUCGUUCAGGCUACUUCACACCCCUCCCUUUUUGCUUUCUCCGAGAUUCUCGCCGUUCCAAACGUCCUUCAGCUUGAAGGAACUGACAGUAGUACAUUCCUUGAUUUGCUUCGCAUGUUUGCACAUGGUACAUGGAGUGAAUACAAGCGUGUUGCUAAUCGACUUCCACAAUUAGUUCCUGAUCAAGUCCUCAAGCUGAAACAGCUGACCGUGCUUACUCUGGCUGAGACAGAAAAGAUAUUGCCAUAUGAUACAUUGAUGCAAGAGUUGGAUGUUUCAAAUGUUCGCGAGUUGGAAGAUUUUCUCAUCAACGACUGCAUGUAUGUGGGAAUAGUCCGAGGAAAGUUGGAUCAGUUGCGAAGAUGCUUUGAGGUGCAAUUUGCAGCAGGGAGGGAUCUCAGACCUGGACAACUGGGUAGUAUGAUUCAAACGCUAGAUAAUUGGCUGACCACAUCGGAUAAUCUUCUUGUCUCAAUGCAAGAGAAGAUCAAAUGGGCGGAUACAAUGGGUGAAAUGGACAAGAAGCACAGAAAAGAAGUCGAUGAAAGAGUCGAAGAAGCAAAAAAGACACUAACUUUGAAGAGAUUACCACCUCAAACCAGGCAAACAUGGAUCCCCGAGGGCAUGGAGAGAUCUUUUCUGAACUUGGUGGAGUGAUGGACUAUGACCAAGAUCGUAGUCGUUCGAAGAGGAGACGGCAUCCCAUAGGUUGAUGAGAUAUAACUAAGAGGCAAGGAGGGCAAAUUGGUCAAACAACUUUCGGUUUUGGGUUCACGGCGUUGCAAUGGAACACAAUUGCUGCUCUUGAAGGUCUGUUGAUCCCUCUGAAUUGGACUAAUCAGUCAAUUAUAGAAAUUUGACCCCCCGUUACCUUUUUUUAUUUAUUUAUUACCCCAUCAUAUAUUCUUUUUGACUUGAUGAGAAACACUUCUAGUUUUGUCAUGCGGCUAAAAAAAUAUGUUGUGAAGAUAUGCCAACAAUAACUUAAUGAACCUAAAGAAGUUGCUCCGGUGAACCCUUUAUCAUUUCAUUCUGUGGUAUAAGUGCUCGGAUGAAUGUGCUUCAUUAUCUUAAAUUCAAUUAUUUAUUCGAUGUCUUGACUUUCCGUU